AUGUCCUUCCCACCAUCCUUCCACACUGCGCGGCUCACCUUUGUGCCUAUGAACGCGGACCUGCACGCCGCGGCGAUUUUUGAGACUCGGGGAUGCGAGCAUGUGAUGAAGUAUAGUAUAAACCACGCCCCCGACCCCUCCGUGGCCGAAACCCACGCCUGGGCCUCGAAAUACAACCACUUCGAUGGCCCUCCGACCUCGAUCAACAUCAACGACAACAUCUCCCCUAUCGGCUACGUCAUCCAGGAACGCCUCCCUGUGCCAGCAUCUUCAUCUUCCCCCCUGAACAACACGAUCAGUGACACCACCACCACCACCAAGCAAGCCAAAACCGACGUCAAAUUCGGCCCCCCUCAAAACCAAGACAGGAUCAUCGGCAUGACGGGUCUCGGCCUCAAUACGUCCCCCUUGACGCCGAACUCUCCCGAACGGCGCUGGGAACUCGGAUACGGAUUCCAUCCUUCUGCGUGGGGACGGGGGAUCGCGACGGAGGUGGUGAGGGGGUGGAUUCGGGCUGUGGGGGAGGAGGGGUUGUUGGGUUUUGCGUUCUCUUCUUCUUCUUCUUCUUCUUCCAAUACUGGGUCUGCAUCUGGGUCUGGCUCUACAUCUGGAUCUCCCAGUACCGGAACCGACACUGUCUCUGACUCGGUGAAUGGAUCCACCGCGGAAGGAAAGAUGAAGAUAAAACCAGUCCUGGCAGCUUGCACCGACGCGCGGAAUGAGGCGAGUAUGCGGGUGUUGGAGAAAUGUGGGUUUGUGAGGACGGGGGAGUUUUUGGAUAGUGAGGGGAGGGGGAAUUUUGAGUUUGAGUAUCGGUUUUAG
Aspergillus melleus is the source of this 822-nucleotide messenger RNA. Its product is annotated as GNAT family N-acetyltransferase. The record is from RefSeq and is a predicted model, not a curated record. The transcript is spliced from 2 exons. The coding region runs from base 1 to 822 and encodes 273 amino acids. Gene Ontology annotation, molecular function: acyltransferase activity, transferring groups other than amino-acyl groups. NCBI's taxonomy places the organism in Eukaryota, Fungi, Ascomycota, Eurotiomycetes, Eurotiales, Aspergillaceae.